Messenger RNA from Telopea speciosissima, 1901 nucleotides. RefSeq names its product protein BONZAI 3-like. The record is from RefSeq and is a predicted model, not a curated record. Gene Ontology annotation, cellular component: plasma membrane. The transcript has 16 exons. Gene Ontology annotation, molecular function: calcium-dependent phospholipid binding. Bases 89 to 1867 code for a protein of 592 amino acids. Gene Ontology annotation, biological process: cellular response to calcium ion. NCBI's taxonomy places the organism in Eukaryota, Viridiplantae, Streptophyta, Magnoliopsida, Proteales, Proteaceae.
UUUCAGGAAACCCUUUUUGUUCACAGACACAGAGAGAGUUUUCAGGAAGCCCUUCUUGUUCGCAAACUCACUGCGAGAGAGAGGGGGUAUGGGUGGGUGCUUCUCAGACAGAAAGGGGGGGCAACAGGCUAUAGGAGGGGUACAGCAAAGGCCCAUCACCGCGAGCGACGCCGGAGCUACUGGACCCAAUGAUGCUGUUGACUUCUUCUUCAGGACUCGCGGGCUUCAUGGUCUCUUCACUCAACUGGAGUUAUCAUUAUCUGCUGCAAACUUACUUGAUCGGGACAUCUUUUCAAAGAGUGACCCCAUUGCCAUAGUGUAUGCAAAGAAAAGGGAUGGAGCACUUGAGGAACUCGGUCGUACGGAAGUAAUUAUGAACACACUUGACCCUGUUUGGAUCAAAAAAAUUUCUAUCGCUUAUCAGUUUGAGAUUGUUCAAACAUUAGUGUUUCAUGUGUAUGAUGUUGACACCAAAUACCACAAUUUACCUGUGAAGAUGCUGAGGUUGAAUGAGCAAGAAUUCCUUGGAGAAGCUAGUUGUGUUCUAUCAGAGAUAGUGACUAAACAGAGUAGGAGUUUGACGCUUCAUCUUCAUAAUAGAAAUGGACAUGGAGCCGGAGGCAUGAAAAGAUUGGGGACACUUACUGUCCAUGCAGAGGAAACAAAUGCUUCGAGGGAAGCUGUUGAGAUGAUACUCCGUUGUUCUCACUUGGAUAACAAGGAUCUCUUCUCCAAAAGUGACCCAUUCUUAAGAAUUUCUAGAAUCGUUGAGAGUGGCGGUGCUAUUCCAAUUUGCAAGACAGAAGUGGUUAAUAAUAACUUAAAUCCGACUUGGAAGCCUCUCCGGCUCACUAUGCAGCAAUUUGGAAGCAAGGAUACCCCAUUGGUUAUAGAGUGCUUUGAUUUCAAUGACAGUGGCAACCAUGAACUUAUAGGAAUACUUCAAAAAUCAGUGGCUGACUUAGAGAAACUCUAUGAGGAAAAAACUGGAUUGAACUUUCAUUUACCGUCUUCUUUUCGCCAUGGCCAUGAGAAGAUUCUGAAGGGCCAAAUAUUUGUGGAUGGGUUUUCUGAAAAAAUGAUGUACAGUUUUCUGGAUUACAUUUCUAGUGGAUUUGAGCUUAACUUUAUGGUUGCUAUUGACUUCACAGCUUCAAAUAGAAAUCCUCGGGACCCACAAUCUUUGCACUACAUUGAUCCUGAAGGUCGAUUAAAUGCUUACCAACAGGCUAUAUUGGAGGUUGGAGAUGUCAUCCAAUUUUAUGAUUCUGAUCGUCGUUUUCCUGCUUGGGGUUUUGGUGGAAGAUUAAGUGAUGGUGCAGUCUCUCAUUGUUUUAAUUUAAAUGGGAACGCUAGAGAUAGUGAGGUUGAAGGGGUUAAUGGAAUCAUGUCUGUCUAUGCAAACACACUACGCACUGUUGCUCUUGCGGGGCCCACAUUAUUUGGACAAGUUAUCAAUAGAGCUGCACAAAUUGCUAGCCAGUCUCUCUCCUAUAACCAGAGCAAGUACUUUGUUUUGCUCAUCAUUACGGAUGGAGUGCUUACAGAUCUUCAAGAAACUAAAGAUGCUCUUGUAAGGGCAUCUGAUUUACCAUUGUCCAUUCUUAUAGUUGGAGUGGGUGGUGCUGAUUUUAAGGAAAUGGAGAUACUUGAUGCUGAUAAGGGAGAAAGGUUAGAAAGUUCUACAGGACGGAUAGCCACACGUGACAUUGUACAGUUUGUUCCAAUGCGUGAAGUGUACGGUGGACAGAUUUCUACUGUCCAAGCUCUCUUGGAAGAACUGCCUGAGCAGUUUUUGACGUACAUGCGGUGCAGAGACAUCAAACCGCGAAUUGCUGAUGAAGCCCACACUUCAAUCUCAGUAUAAAGUUGAUAAAUCAUCAAAUGGUUGUAUAUAAAAA